Messenger RNA from Neltuma alba, 1815 nucleotides. RefSeq names its product cytochrome P450 78A5-like. The transcript is spliced from 2 exons. The record is from RefSeq and is a predicted model, not a curated record. Bases 27 to 1631 code for a protein of 534 amino acids. Lineage: Eukaryota; Viridiplantae; Streptophyta; Magnoliopsida; Fabales; Fabaceae. Gene Ontology annotation, molecular function: monooxygenase activity; iron ion binding; oxidoreductase activity, acting on paired donors, with incorporation or reduction of molecular oxygen.
AAACUUUCUUCCAAAUUCCGAAGGCCAUGGCGGUUUCAUCCUUAUCAUCACUUGCCAACUUCUUCUUCUUCACACUGUGUCUGGGACCUGCAAUAUUAUUCCAUUUCGAAACUACAAUCUCUCUGUGUUCCUGUAAUUGGCCUCUUACUUUAUUUCUCUUCUCGUCCCUCACCAUCUUCGCUUUCUCUCUGAAUUACUGGGUUGUUCCAGGAGGCUUUGCAUGGAGGAAUUACCAUCAUUACAGAAACCCUAAUAAGUUACGAGGUCCAGUGGGAUGGCCGAUGAUCGGGACUUUGCCUCAGAUGGGUUCUCUAGCUCACAGAAAUUUGGCUGCCAUGGCCAGUUCUAUGAACGCAAAAAGGCUCAUGUCGUUUAGUCUAGGAGCCACACCAGUUAUCAUAAGCAGCCACCCGGAGACGGCCAGGGAAAUCCUAUGCGGCGCGUCGUUUUCCUAUCGUCCCAUUAAACAAUCUGCUCGCUUUCUAAUGUUUGAGCGAGCCAUAGGGUUUGCUCCUGCCGGCACCUACUGGCGCCACCUUCGGAAGAUCGCUGCCGGCAUGUUCUCUCCAAGGGGGAUCGGGGGCCUCCACGGUCUUCGGAGGCGCGUGGCCGAGGAAAUGGUGAUGAGGAUUGAGGACGAGAUGGAGGGAAAAGGAGAGGUGGAAGUUAGAGGGAUAUUGCAAAAAGGGUCGUUGAGUAAUAUACUGGAGAGUGUGUUUGGAAACAGUUUGGGUGAUGAUGAGAAGAAGGAGUUAGGUAAUAUGGUUGAAGAAGGAUACGGUUUGAUUGCUGAGUUCAAUUGGGAAGACUUUUUCCCUUUAAAAUUUUUGGACGUUAAAGGUGUGAAGAGAAGAUGUCACAAGUUGGCGGCUAAGGUAAGUGAUUUGGUGGGUCAAAUCGUGAAACAUCGUAAAGCAGAUCACAAUCAGAAUCAUCAGACUCAAAGUAAUAAUGAUUUGCUCACUGCUUUGCUUAGCUUGCCAGUGGAGGAAAGAUUAAGUGAUUCAGAUAUGGUAGCUAUCUUGUGGGAAAUGAUUUUCCGAGGCACAGACACAAUUGCGAUUCUUCUUGAAUGGAUCAUGGCGAGAAUGGCUCUUCACCAAGACAUACAAUUCAAAGCCCGACAAGAAAUUGACACUUGCAUUGGAGAGCAUGGUCAUGUGCGAGACUCCGACAUUCCCAACCUCCCUUACCUCCAAGCCAUUGUCAAAGAAAGUCUCCGCCUGCACCCACCAGGGCCGUUGCUCUCAUGGGCCCGUCUUGCGGUCAAUAACGUCCACGUGGACAAGACAUUCGUGCCAGCUGGCACCACCGCGAUGGUCAACAUGUGGGCCAUAACACACGACUCAACCAUCUGGGAGGACCCAUGGGCCUUCAAGCCUGAACGAUUUGUUAAAGAGGAUGUAUCUAUCAUGGGUUCGGACCUAAGGCUCGCACCAUUUGGAGCGGGUCGUCGGGUGUGCCCGGGAAGAUUGCUGGCCUUAGCCACGGUUCAUCUGUGGCUUGCGAUAUUGCUUUACCAUUUCACAUGGGUUCCCACGUCAUCACAACCUCUGGAGCUUUCAGAAUGCUUGAAAUUGUCUCUUGAGAAGAAAGAUCCACUACGAUGCCAAGUCAUUCGGAGAAGGUAGAGAGAGAUUCAAGUUUAUGUUUGUGUGAAAUAAUAUUUGGCAAAUGUGUGCGCGCCCUUUGCUUUGGUGUUUAUUUUGAAUGAGAUGGCAAAAGUAGGUUUUGUUUUAUGAGGGGAAAAAUUUACUAAGCAAUAUGUAAUAGUGCGAGCGAGGACUGUAACUCUCAAAUAAAAUCAAUAAAUGU